AUGAGACUCUCUAUAGGGACGACUGCUUCAGAUCAAGAUGAGACAGAGCAAUUUGGGGAGUGGUUAUUGAAAGUUGGUGAUGGUCUAAUAUGUGACAAUAUGAAUGGUGAAUCUGAGAUAUGUCUUCCAGGAGAUAUUGUUAUUCCUUCUUUGGACCAGGCAUUUGAUGAGUUGGUUCAUUUUUCUUAUCCAAAUAUUUUGGAAAACAUGUCUUCGAAGGAUUUUUUCAAAGCAAGAACUAUACUGGCUCCCACACUAGACAUCGUUGAAGAGGUCAACAACCAUCUGAUGGCUAUCAUUCCUGGAGGGGAAAAAUUAUAUCUUAGUUCGGAUUCCAUUUGUAUGGAUGAUGGGAAUAUGGAGAGUCAACUAGAUAUCUACAGUCCUGAAUUACUGAAUAGCAUAAAUUGCUCUAGUUUGCCUCCACAUAAAUUAAUACUCAAGGUCGGUGUUCCGGUGAUGUUACUGAGGAAUAUUGACAAAUCCAGUGGUCUUUGUAAUGGUACCAGGCUACAAGUUAGGAAGCUUGAAAAUCAUGUCAUAGAAUAUGAAGUCUUAACGGGUAACAAUGUUGGUCAUAUUGCUUUGAUUCCAAGAAUGAAUAUGGUACCAACAAAUGAAACCGUCGCAGUUAGAUUCCAAUGA
This is a messenger RNA of Arachis ipaensis, 645 nucleotides long. RefSeq lists its product as uncharacterized. NCBI's taxonomy places the organism in Eukaryota, Viridiplantae, Streptophyta, Magnoliopsida, Fabales, Fabaceae. The record is from RefSeq and is a predicted model, not a curated record.